Oikopleura dioica is the source of this 390-nucleotide messenger RNA. Lineage: Eukaryota; Metazoa; Chordata; Appendicularia; Copelata; Oikopleuridae. The record is from the annotation of a GenBank genome assembly.
AUGUCGAGAGCCUCCAAAUCCGGUGCACAAUCUCGAAAGAGGAAAGCCGAGGACAACGUCUGCCCGGAUUUUCGCAAAUUUCAACGCACUGUUUCGAAGGAAGCUUCCGAAGCAGCACUCAAAAUCAACACUGAAAAACGGAAGCGAUAUGUUGGAGUUCUGAAUCAAAUGCUCGAAGCGAAACGGAGGCACAGGGAGGCAAUCAAGGAACUUCAAGCAAUGCUCGAAGAAGAGAAAGAGGGCUACAAAUCAAUGACAAACAGAAUCUUGAAAUUCAAGAUAUACGCUGGAGUUCCAGUCGAUGCUCUACAAUUUUCCGAAGAUGACAACUCUCAUGACCCAUGUGAAGAAGCCACGGAAGACGAAGAAUCUACUGGCGAAGACAACUAA